UUCCAGUUCUUAAAAUCUCAAAUGCCUAAACCACAACAACAGGAGCUUUCUUCCUUUUAUCUCCAUCCACACCCCACAAGAAUUUGUUACAGAUAUUCUCAAUCAUCUUAAACACCUUCAGGGGAAGCAAGAAAAUCGACAUCCAAUACUAGGAUACACUUGUAAUAACCGAGUCAAUUAAUUGUAAUUUCCCUGCGUAGCUCAGAGAUCUAGCUUGCCAGGAUUGGAUCCUUUUAGUGAUCUUAUCCAUAAGAUAUUCACAAUCAACCGACGUCAGUUUUCUAGAAAGGAGAGGUACCCCUAAGUAACGAACAUGGAGAUCACCUAAAGGGAACCCAUUGAAGAGAAAUACCUGCUUAUCAUCCUGUGAGAGGCCUGAACAGAAUAACUGGCAUUUUUGGGGGUUGCAUUUAAGACCCGAAAUAGUAUAAAAUUGAUCCAACAACUGUUUUAUACCAGAAAUAGCUUGGGAAGGUCCAUUAGAGAAGACUAACAGAUCGUCUGCAAAACACAUAUGUGAACUACCAAGACUUUUACAACGUGGAUGAUAAGGAAUGACACUACUUUCAACUGCCUUAGUAAGAAGACAUGAAAAGACUUCCAUUGCUAUGGUGAAUAGAUAGGGGACAAUGGAUCCCCCUGUCUCAAUCCCUUACCAGCUGUGAAAUAUCACACAUCCCCCCAUUAAAGAGACGCUUAACAUAGGAGAGGUGACACACGCCUCAAACAAUUUCACAAAUUCAGCAGACAUACCCAUGGCAAGCAUCACUUUCAACAAAAAUUGCCAAUCAACCGAAUCGAAUGCUUUCAUUAAAUCAAUAUUAAGAGUACAUUUGGUUGAAAUUAUGUUCUUAUGAUAGUCUUUUACCAACUUUGUUGCCAUUAUGAUAUUAUCACUAAUUACCCGCCAUUUAACAAAAGCAUAUUGACACUUACUGAUUAGUGUAGGGAGAACCAAAGACAGUCUAUGUGCUAACAACUUUGAUAUGCCUUUGUAGAUCACAUUGCAGCAUGAAAUAGGACGAAAGUCCUUCAUCUUUUCAACUACUGGAAUCUUUGGAAUAAUAGAUAGAACAGUUGAGUUUACCUUUCGAUGCAUUACUCCUGAGUUAAAGAAGUCCAUAACAAUAUUCCCUACCUCCACCCCAACAAUAUCCCAAUCAAAUUUUAAAAACUCAGCAAUGUAUCCAUUCGGUCCAGGGGCCUUAUCAUUCCCCAAACUGAAGAAGACCUUCUUUAUCUCCUCACAAGUAAUUGGAUAAUUCAGGAUAGCAGCAUCUUCAAUAGACAGCUUAUGACAGAGUAGAUUAUCAAAGAACUCAAUAGGUUGCUGCUGAACUAGAGGAUCAACCACUCCCAAGAGCCCUUUAUAGAAGUCCAUUGCCAAGUUACUCAUUUGGUUGACAUCAGUAAGAACCUCUCUAGAAUCAGAAACCAACCUCUGAAUCGUCUGCUUGUGAUUUCUAGUUUUAACCACACCAUGAAAGAUUCCAGUGUUAGCAUCUCCUUGAGUUAUCCAGUGAACCCUAGAUUUCUGCUUGUAAAACAACUCCUCGGCAUUUUGCAACUCUCUACAUACUUUCUCCUGCUCAAUAACUGCCAGUGUAUUAUAUGCAGAAGGAUCACACAGAACACUACUUUGCAACACUUCCAACUAUGCCUCAGUUUCUCUUACUCUUGUUGGUAUCUUAGAAUACUCGGACUUGUUCAACACUUUUAGCUUAACCUUUAGUUGUCCCAACUUCUUAUAAAGAAUUUUGUAGGGUGCUCCACCUGCCUCCACUUGCCAAGCAUCCUCUAACACCUUUCUGUACUGUGGAUUAUGUCUCCAAAACAAGAAAAUUGUAAAAGUCUUUGGCAGUGUUGUAAGAUUCAAGUCAGUUUGAACAACCAGGCCAUAAUGUUCAUAAAGGUGUAGAUAUUGCUGAUGACAUUAUUGCUUGAUUGGAUGAUUGGGGAAUUGACAAGGUCUUCACAAUUACUGUGGAUUAUGCUAGCUCUAAUGAUACAGCUCUGUCCAAAUUGAAGGAAGUUUUUAAUGCUAGAGGUACUAGUAUAUGUGAUAGUGAAUUCCUUCACAUGAGAUGUGUAGCUCACAUCUUAAAUAUGGUUGUUUCUGAUGGGCUUUGAGAUAUUUCCUUGUCGGUGAAGAGAAUUAGGGAAGCCCUGAGGUUUAUUAGAAACUCACCAGAAAGGUUGAAAAAAUUUCAUGAGUUUGCUACUGUUCAAAAGGUAGAAGGCAAAUGUGGCUUGUGUCUUGAUGUUCCUACUAGAUGGAACUCGACAUUCUUGAUGUUGCAAGCUGCUGAGAUGUUUGAAAAAGGUGUUCAAGAUGUUUGACAUGUAUGAUGACCAUUUUUGAAAGGAUGUGGAAAGCAAGAAGGAUAGACAUGGAAUGAUUGGGGUCCCGGAGAAGGAUGAUUGGGAGAAUGCAAGGAAGAUGAUGAGAUUUCUUUGUAGGUUCUACGACUUCACAUUGAAGAUUUCGGGCUCAAAAUAUACCACUUGUAACUUGUUCUUACAAGAAGUGCAUUCCCAAUAUCAUUUGAUAAACAAGUGGGAGACAGAAGUUGAGAAAGAUCUCGACUUGAGUAUCAUGGCAAGCAAGAUGAAGAUGAAGUACGAGAAGUAUUGGGGAGAUGUGGGUAAAAUGAACAAGCUACUUUACAUCUCCACUGUAAUGGAUCCGAGGUACAAGUUGGGUUUUGUUGACUUUGCUUUGAAAAGGGUGUAUCCUGAGGGUGGCAACGGAGCACGUAUGGCGGGGGAUGUGAAGACCGCUACAUUUGAUCUAUUUGCUCACUAUGAACAGCUUUGGAAGUCAAAACAAUCCAAGAAUGCCUCUACUUCUUUGGCCCCAAUUGUGGAGGAGUGUGAUGUUGAUGAACUUGAUGUACUUGCUGAAUACAAAAAGCAUAGAGAGCAAAUUGUAGGGGCGGUAAACAAAUUCUAGCUUGAGAAAUAACUUCGUGAUGAAGACUAGCCAAUGGUGCUCAAAUUUGAUGUACUAGGUUGGUGGAAGGUUAAUAGCUUGAGGUUUCCAGCCCUUUCCAUGUUGUCCAUGGAUGUUCUAGGGGUCCCAAUCUCUACUGUUGCAUCCAAAUCUGCCUUUAGCGCAGGUGGGAGGAUUCUAGAUGAUUUCAGAAGUUCAUUGACUCCUAAGAUAGUAGAGGCUUUAAUUUGUAGAUCGGAUUGGAUUUGAGGUGAUUCUACACCACCAUCAGUCGAGGAGGAUCCAGAAGAGGUUGAGAAAAUAGAUGAAGGGGUAGUCU
Linum trigynum is the source of this 3272-nucleotide messenger RNA. The record is from the annotation of a GenBank genome assembly. Lineage: Eukaryota; Viridiplantae; Streptophyta; Magnoliopsida; Malpighiales; Linaceae.